CGUGGCAAUUCAACUGACUGCUUUUUGGGGUGGUGUGGAGAGCUUUGGUUUUAACAUCCUUCUCUAUUGUGUCCAGUCAUGUCGCAUCAGUCGCUCAAGCUCUACAUUAAUGAAGAGACCUUCACUGUAGUCCCAGAAUUCUACGACCCUGAGGUGUCGAGAGAGGUUAUUGUCAUUAACCGAUCUACUGGAACCUUAGAAUGCACUGCUGAAGCCUCGACACACGCUACUCGAGAGAACGUAUGGAACAUCUAUGGUAUCAUGGGAUUCAUCAAGCUACUAGCUGGUGAAUAUAUGAUAGUCAUCACUAAUCGGAAACGUGUUGGGCAAAUCCGCGGCCAAGACAUAUACCGUAUUACUUCCUUCGAGAUUGUGCCAUUUGUAAAGGACUUGUCGUCACUGACUCCUGCUCAGGCCGCCGAUGAACAGAGAUAUGUAGAUCUGUUAACAGAUCAUCUCAAGAUCAAUACCUUCUACAUGUCAUAUACUUAUGACUUGACACAGACUAUUCAAAGGCAAGCGCAGUUCAGCAAAGAGACUAUGAAUCAAGUUCCUUCACAGCGGGCCGAUGACCGGUUCUUCUGGAACAAGUUCAUCUCUACCAAGUUGAUUGAUGCGGCCAAAACUACUGAAAAUCCAUCCGAGCUGUACAAAUAUAUCCUUCCAGUGAUGCAAGGCUUUGUGCAAGUUCUCCCAACUAAGAUCAACAAGAAGCAAGUCCUCUUCGCUUUGAUUACUCGUCGUAGCAGAUAUCGCCCCGGUACACGCUACUUCUCUCGCGGUAUUGAUGCUAAGGGUCAUGUAUCCAACUUCGUCGAAACUGAACAAAUCGUACUCUAUGAUGGAGAUAAAGAAAGCACCUCUGACGUUGUCGAGGGAAGAAUACAGCUCUCGUACGUACAAACGCGUGGAUCUAUCCCAGUCUAUUGGUCUCAAAUUAUCAAUUCAAAGUAUACACCAAAGCUUUGGGUUGGAGAUAGCCGAAAGAGUCUUGAGGCCAGCAGAGCUCACUUUGACGAGCAGAUCGCCAUUUAUGGCCCACAACUCCUUGUCAACUUGGUCAAUAAGAAAGGAUAUGAACUUCCAAUGAGCCAAGCCUACGCUCGCAACGUCGAGCAGUUGAAUGACGGUCGUCUUAUUUACACUCAUUUCGAUUUCCAUCACGAGUGCCGCAAAAUGAGAUGGGACCGUAUUUCGUUGUUGUUGGAUCAGUUAGAGCCAGAAUUGGUAAAACAAAGCUACUGCUUCUUUGACGCCAGCAACCUAAAAAAUCCUGUUCUCCAAAAGACACAAACCUCAGUCGUCCGUACCAACUGCAUGGAUUGUCUCGACCGUACCAACGUCGUGCAAAGCACAUUGGCUCGCCAUGUUCUUAACCAGCAACUGCGUGACAUCAAGGUCCUUGAUGUGAAGGAAAAGAUUGAAGAACACGAAGACUUUAUGGUAUCUUUCCGCAAUAUUUGGGCCGACAAUGCUGAUGCCGUCAGCUUCACAUACUCUGGCACUGGCGCUUUGAAGACUGAUUAUACCAGAACUGGUCAACGAACCAAGGCUGGAGCUUUACAAGACUUCAGCAACUCCGCCACUCGAUAUGUCAAGAAUAACUAUCUUGAUGGUAGCCGACAAGAUGGAUUUGACUUGUUUUUGGGCAACUUCUCCGUUAAAGCAGCUGUGGCAGGGAAAUACGUCAGUCCAUUCCAUACUGAAAAAGCACUUCGAGUACGAGUGGUUCCUGCCAUUCUGAUCUUCGCCUUCAUCAUGCUCCUGGUCAACCUUAUCUUCCCAAGAUUUUCCGGAAGCAAUUCAACAUUUAUGUAUCUGUUGGUAGUUUCUUUCUGGUUCUCGGUCCUCGUAUCGGGAGUUCGUUAUAUCGUCCAGAAUGGAUCUGAGUUUGUGCAAUGGCCAAAAUUGGUACCUGUUGGAAACGAUCGCGAACAAGUCGCUGUCGAGAACGCAAGUAUUAAAAAGCCAGUUGAAGAAAUUCCUCUCAAGAAUCUGUCCUAAAAAUUAUGGUUGGAUCACUAUUUGCUAUAUUACAUUACAUUUAGGCUACUACAACUAGAUGAUGGUUAUAAAAUAAAUAAAAAUGCUAUUAUUAGGAGAUGCGUUUACUCUUCUGCCUUUUC
Umbelopsis ramanniana AG is the source of this 2126-nucleotide messenger RNA. RefSeq lists its product as uncharacterized. Gene Ontology annotation, biological process: phosphatidylinositol dephosphorylation. Gene Ontology annotation, molecular function: phosphatidylinositol-4-phosphate phosphatase activity. NCBI's taxonomy places the organism in Eukaryota, Fungi, Mucoromycota, Umbelopsidomycetes, Umbelopsidales, Umbelopsidaceae. Gene Ontology annotation, cellular component: endoplasmic reticulum. The transcript has 12 exons. The record is from RefSeq and is a predicted model, not a curated record. Bases 79 to 2004 code for a protein of 641 amino acids.